Molecule: messenger RNA, 2379 nt
Organism: Colletotrichum costaricense
Lineage: Eukaryota; Fungi; Ascomycota; Sordariomycetes; Glomerellales; Glomerellaceae
Exons: 2
Coding region: 1-2379 (792 amino acids)
Source: RefSeq, a predicted model, not a curated record
AUGGAACUCCUCAAGCUCGCGUUGCUUUCCCUGGCGGCAUUCUCGAACCCAGUCCAAGCCCUUCAAGUUGUAAAUCAUAUUCCUCACGGCAGGAGACAGGUCGUCGGCUUUAACAGCACGACAUCAUCGGCCGCAACAAGCUCUGCACUGCAAAUUACGUCUUCAUCUACCAGCUCAAUCACCCAAGCAGGAAACCCGUCAACUAGCACAGUCGGGACCGAAAUACUCUCGUCUACCUCAAUCACCCAGCUAGCAGGAUCUCAAAGUUCGAUAGGGAUCUCCUCGGUAAGAGGAGAGUCAGGGAUAGGCAGCUCAUUGUCGACGACAUCAGACGAAACCAGUUCGCAGAUCUCGGCCGCCGUAGGAAGCAUACUGACCCUUACCAAUGGCACAACGCAAACCACAGCCCUUGUCACCGCGACAGAUGUGAUGACCUCGCAACCCAGCAGAUCAUCUUCAUUCACUGGAGCAUUGACACCGUCCACUGCUUCUACUCGAGAUUCGACGUCAGUAGGUUUCAACAUCGCGGCCUCUGGCAACCAAACUCGUACUGUGUUCACGGCGUCUUUACCGGCAACUCCCACGAGUGUCAGAUCAUUCUUUCCUAUUAGCAACGUUUCAAUAUCCGCGUCGCCCAGCGGGAACUACACGAAUGGAAAUUAUAGCGGCUCGCCCACAGACGACGGCGGGGGGGAUUAUGUGACUUUGACACUCAAGGGUGGUUACGAGCCACCUGUUGUCUGCAUAUCGACUACACAAGGCGCCGUACCGACAACUUGGUCAAUAGUAUACACGACAACAACGACAAUCUUCGGGGAUCCGACGGGUUACACUCCACCGGAACCCGAAAUCACGAUCCCAAUCACCUGCAGUCCUGCAGGUCUGGAAGAAGGCAAGGGUAAGACAAAAGUGUCUGCGAGUGUUUCGUGUACCUCAGAGGAUGGUGUGGAUAUUUGCACAACCGAAGCUCCUCAGUUUCCAACCUUCAGUUCAACUCUUGGUCCAGAAACGACUGUUACCUUUGUCACUACGGCCAAAAAUCCCUCCGUGGUCUUCUCACCUAUCAGUACACCCCGAUAUGGUCACGAUCCUGAGACACAAGCCCCGCAAAACAGGCGCUCAUCUGCGAAACCCACAGCAGAAUCCACGCCGAAACCGACGCCUUCGACUCAGUCACCCAAUAACGAUCCGAGACCACCUGGCUCGCCACGUGAAAGUGCCAAGGAACCGCCCAAGGCUACCUACAUGAUUACCGUAGCGCCAACCAAGAUCAUCAUCAACGACCAAACUUUUACGCAGACCGACCCUUCAGAGACGACUAAGGUGACAGUGAACGGCGAUGAAUUCACAAUCAACCCAAGCGAGGUCAUUGGGGGUGGUACGGUCGUCGAUCGGCCCGGCAACGUCGGCCGAAGCACCAUGAUUCCAUCCAGCACGGUGGUGGGCGACUUGCCUAUUGUGAUUGCGCCCGCAGGAACGCAAAACGUUGUUGUCGUCGGUGGGACGACGUUUGGGGUGCAGGCUACUCCCAUAACGGCUGUGGUUGAAGGCCAGACGAUCACUAUUGAGCCAUCCGCCGUCAUUGUCCCGGAUCCAAACGCUCCAAUCGGCGGUGCAGCUCCGGUAACGACAGUGGUGAAAGGGCAGACCAUCACACUUGUGCCAUCAGCGGCCGGUGCUCCCGGGGAAACUGUUUCAUCCGGCCGCGCUGCUCCACUGACGACCGUGAUCGAUGGGCAGAAGACGACAAUCCAGCCAUCCGCAGUGGCCGUCCCCAAACGAACCGUUUCGAUCAGCCGCGCGUCCCCGGUCCAAACGGAGAUCGUCGUGGCAGGCGGCGAGAUGAUUACUGCCAUUGGCCCAUCCGUGGUCGUCAUUCGGUCGACCACGUUUACAUACGGACUAGUUUCAACAGUCAUCACAAAGGUUGUAGAUGACGAUACUAUCUCAAUAGGACCCUCAGGGGUUUCUGUGCGCAAUAUCACUGUGGGAGGUCCUGGGGCAAAGGCAACGGACACCACCUACGAGAUCGUGGGCGGCGCUUCAGUCACGCAAGUCGGGACAUCGGUGGUGGUCGUAGACGGCACAAGCUUCACCGUGGGGCCAGGAAAGGGGACAACGACAAAGGUGUUUGGCGGCGAGACCAUCACGAUUGGUCCGUCCGGCGUGGUCGUUUCGACGAUUACUCUUCCGUACCCGUUUGGGCCGACGGUGAUUACGACAAUCGACGUGCCCUCGACGGCGGCGGCGCCGUCGCCGGUGCCGUCUGAGACGAAGAAGAAUGGUGGUGGUGCCGUCAGGCCGGCGAGGGCAUUGACGGGGUUGCAUUUAGAGGUUUGCAUAGCGAUCGGCGUCUGGGUUCUGGGGCACAUGUUUUGA